AUGGAAUCAUCUUUAUAUAAUCGUAUUUAUCAACGUGUUUAUUCAGAAGUAAAUAAUGAUGAACAAUUUUGUACAUAUUUGGCUAAAAUUUGUACUGAUCCUGAUAGUCAUUGUGAUGAUUUACGUGAUAUUCUUGAUACAAUGUUUAAAACAAGUCAUCCGAAUAUUUCCGAAACACGUCGGCAACAUAUUAUUUAUUCCCUUCUUGAUAUAAUUGAAGAAGAUCGACAACAGAUAAAGAAAGAUAUCACAAAUGAAGAUAAUGACGAUGAUAUCGAUCUUGCAGAAAAAGUUGAACGAAACGGUGAAUGUAAAUUAUGUGGAUGUGAACAACGAAUUACAAUUCAUCAUCUGAUACCAAAAUUGAUUCUAAAACGAAUGAGAAAUUCUGGUAAAGAAUCUGUUGAUGUAUCAAAAUAUUUAGUUGAAGUUUGUCGACCAUGUCAUAAUGAAAUUCAUCGAAUAUGGCCACAUAAUGAAUUAGCAAAAGAAUAUCAAACAGUUGAUAUGUUACUCGAUGCUCCAGCUAUUCAAUCAUAUCUUAAUUGGAAACGAAAACGAGAACGAACAGCAUAA
Molecule: messenger RNA, 576 nt
Organism: Adineta steineri
Lineage: Eukaryota; Metazoa; Rotifera; Eurotatoria; Adinetida; Adinetidae
Source: the annotation of a GenBank genome assembly